Molecule: messenger RNA, 1471 nt
Organism: Paramecium octaurelia
Lineage: Eukaryota; Ciliophora; Oligohymenophorea; Peniculida; Parameciidae
Source: the annotation of a GenBank genome assembly
AUGAAUAAUCAUUUAGAGGAGAAAAAAAAGAAAGAAGAAGAAGAAAAACAAAGAUAAAAAGAAGAAUAAGGAAGAAGAUAAGUUAUACAUUCAAGAUUAAAUUAAUUCUUUGAAAAAUUGGUUAGUUUUGAAAUUAGGUACAAUAUCAUCUAAUAGAGACUUACUUAGGUAGAGGAAUGUUAGAGUAUAUUUAAUUAAUCUCUACCAUUAAUUGAAUCAACAUUAGAUAGUAAACUCGGUGAUCAAAAAUUUGAAUCUCUAUAAUAGAACCUCAUUUAGAAAAAAUAAUAAUCCAAUUCAUUGAUAAUCGAAUUCGAAUAACAUUUUAAUAAUCAAUUAAAAUAGAUAUAAGAUUCCAUCAUCAAAUAAUUUAAAUAGAAAGAGGAAUAAGAUAAUAUUUGGAAAGAUAAAAUUGAAAUUGAUUUCUAAAAUCUACUAAAAUCUAUAAAAGAAAAAGAAUUAAAUUAGGUUGAAUAGUAUAAAUAAUUGAAUGAAUCAAUUUUGCAAAUUAAGUAAAAGGAUGAAUAAGAUAAUAUUUGGAAAGAUAAAAUUGAAAUGGAUAUCUAAAAUCUAUUAAAAUCUAAAAAAGACAGUAUAACCAAUUAGUCCAAUAUAAUUUAACCUUAACCAGAUUUUAUUGAAAAUAAUGGAGAGAUAAUAAACAAUAUCAUUAAGGAUAUUUAUUCUUAAACUACCAGAUAAAGAUAUGUUCCUGGAUAGUAUUAACCCUUUAUACAUUAAAUGUAAAAUUAGAGUGAUUUAGCAAAGUAUUAUAAUCUGAAAUUAGAGUAGAAAAAGACAAUCAAUUAAUAUAUUUAAGGAUUUCGAAAAGUAAGAGGAGACGGAAAUUGUUUUUAUUCAUCUUUUGGAUUUGGUUACUUAUAAUUAUUAAUUGUCCAUUAUGAUUAGAAUUAAUACGAUGAGUUUUUGAAUUCAGUCAUAAAGAAAAUGAGAUUUAGAAUUUAAUAUCAAAGCACUAAAAUAGAUGAUGAAAAAAUAGAAACAUAAUUAAGAGAAGAAUUCAUUAAAAGAUUAAAUUUAAUCAGAAACUUAGAAAAUAAAGUAAUGAGAUAAGAUGAAUUAUUUAAUCAAUUUAGUGCUUAUGAAUAGAAUGAAGAUCAAUAAGCUGAUGGAUAUUUUUAUGCUUUAUCAACUAUCUUUUUUAGAAAUUUAAGUUUACAUUUUAUCGAAUAGAGUGAACAUAAGGAUAUUUUCACAGAAAAAGAUAGCCUUUUACUAUGGGAAGCAGAAUGCAAUAGCAAUGAAAUAGUAAUUUCUAUAUUAGCUUAAUAAUUGAAGAUGUAUUCAACUAUAAUUAAUUUAGUAAUAUUAUUGUGUUCUUCUUUGAUAAAGAUAAAUUUACUAUGAUGGAAUAUAAUAAAGAAGCUAAAAGAAAAAUUAUUUUAUUGUUAUAGCCAGGACAUUAUAAUCUUGGAGUACCGAAAUUAGAAGAAUGAAUAUAAUAAUUGAG